Messenger RNA from Juglans regia (Persian walnut), 3907 nucleotides. RefSeq lists its product as uncharacterized. The transcript has 15 exons. NCBI's taxonomy places the organism in Eukaryota, Viridiplantae, Streptophyta, Magnoliopsida, Fagales, Juglandaceae. The coding region runs from base 36 to 3170 and encodes 1044 amino acids. The record is from RefSeq and is a predicted model, not a curated record. Gene Ontology annotation, biological process: protein ubiquitination. Gene Ontology annotation, molecular function: ubiquitin-protein transferase activity; RNA binding. Gene Ontology annotation, cellular component: CCR4-NOT complex.
CAACAAUUCUGAUUACAACAUUGUUUCAGGUAAUCAUGAGUGAUGAGGGAGAAAAGACUUGUCCUCUCUGCGCAGAAGAGAUGGAUUUGACUGAUCAGCAGUUGAAGCCAUGUAAAUGUGGUUAUGAGAUAUGUGUUUGGUGCUGGCAUCACAUCCUGGAUAUGGCUGAAAAGGUUGAGACGGAGGGGCGGUGUCCUGCCUGUCGCUCCCCUUAUGACAAGGAAAAGAUUGUUGGGAUGGCUGCAAACUGUGAGAGGAUGGUGGCUGAAAUCAGUAUGGAUAAAAAAAAGUGCCAGAAGGUUAAAUCCAAACCAUCCGAGGGACGGAAGCAACUCAGCAGUGUCCGCGUGAUUCAACGGAACCUUGUAUACAUAGUUGGCUUGCCUCUAAAUCUGGCAGAUGAAGAUCUUCUCCAAAACCGUGAAUAUUUUGGUCAGUAUGGCAAGGUUCUAAAAGUGUCCAUGUCUCGGACAGCAGCUGGUGUAAUUCAGCAAUUUCCAAACAGUACAUGUAGUGUAUAUAUUACCUAUUCAAAAGAGGAGGAAGCGAUUCGUUGUAUUCAAAAUGUACAUGGAUUUAUUUUGGAUGGUAGAUCCUUAAGGGCUUGCUUUGGAACCACAAAGUAUUGUCAUGCUUGGCUAAGAAAUGUGCCUUGCAGCAAUUCGGAUUGUCUCUAUUUGCAUGAGAUUGGUCCUCAAGAGGAUAGUUUCUCUAAAGAUGAAAUAAUUUCAGCAUAUACAAGGAGUCGAGUUCAACAAAUUACUGGUGCCACAAACAAUUUGCAGCGACGUUCCGGGAAUUUGUUACCACCACCAGCAGAUGAAUAUUAUAUUAACAGUUCCACUUCAACUGGAAAGCCCAUUGUCAAAACAACUAGUCAGAAUAUUGCAAGUGUUGUUAGAAGUUCUCCACCAAAUGGAAGUUCUGGUAGAUCCAUAGCUCUUCCUGCUGCGGCCUCAUGGGGAAUGCGAGCUACUGAUGGCCAUCUGCCAGCUUCCAGUAUAUCAAGUACAAACGGACCUUCUAAGCAGAAACCUGAUACAAUUGCUAGUACAUUGGUAUUUCCAUUGGCAGUUACAGGCUUAGCUCAGGCUUCCACAUUAAAUGGUGAUGUUGGCAAGAGGCCAAUAUUGAAUGAAGAUAUUCAAACUAUGAACCAAACAAGUAAGGAAUCAUUAAACCUUUUGAAACAGCAUAGAAUUAUGGAUUCUCCAACCAACCCAUUCAAGAAACUUGCCACACCAGAUGGAACUCGUGCUUCUUUAACAUUGAGCAGUGACUUCACAUGUCCACCAGCAUCUGCUGACAAUGAUAGAGGUAUAAGUCUGCUACCAGAGAUUACAAAUUCUGCUUAUAUUGAGGAGUCCUGCGGUUCUACCACUGAAAAAUUAGGGGUUGAAAGUGAUAGACAGAUCCAGAACUUAUGCUCUGAUAUGUCGUUAAUAAGUAUUGAUAGAAUUGCCAGAGAUGAACAUGCUGUUGCAGUCAGACCUAAUGAUUCACUUUAUGAUCCGAUCUCGAUUAAAGAACCUGGAAAUCAAGGGUUGCAGCAAGAUUAUGCUGAGCAAAAUAGAGAACCUUUAAUCUCAACAGUUGGUAAAGCUACUGCCAUGAAUGGGGUGUAUGUAUCGAGAGAACAAUAUGACUGUAAAUCAGAUUCACGUACUCAAGGAAUACAAGAUACAUCUUCUGAAGUAGAAGAUGAUAUACUAUCUUUUGAGAGUCAAAGACUCAAGGAUCCAGAAGUUGUAAGUAGGUCUACCUAUCUAACCAAUUUGGGUAAUUCGUUCCAUGUUUCAAGGUCUCAUCCUCUUCAGCAUGGUGAGGAUUAUGGUGCACUUAGUUUAAAUGCCGAUCGUCCGAUAUCUGUGGAUAAUAGAGUUAACGAUGGUUUGCUUCUAGAUUCAUCUAGCAUUUCAGUGAUUUCUAAUGCUUUCCCUGAGAACUUGGUCAACAAUGCGUCUGGUUUGGAUAUGACCUUGGAGCAUUCCUUUUUGCAUCCAAAUGACAAUAAAAGGAAGCAAAUGAGAAGUUUCCUGGGUGGUGUGACGAAUAAUGAGGGCAAUGCUGCUGGUGUAGAUAAAGGAGAGAGCAGUAUAAUCUCAAAUAUAUUAUCAAUGGACUGUGACACAUGGGGUGAGUCGUUGGCAUCCCCUCAGAAUCUGGCUAAUUUGUUUAGGGAAAGUGAUAAACAGUCUGGUUCUCACAUAAUAUCAGGUUCCUGGAAAGCACCAAACAACAAUCAGUCCAGGUUUUCUUUUGCAAGGCAUGAGGAAUCGAGAAGUCAACCUUUUGAUGUACAGCAAUCUUUCGAUGCCUUUGAGCAAUUGCCAAUGAACCGAUCAUUCAGCCAGUAUUGUGGUGGAAGAGAUUUAUAUUUGGACAAACAAGGGAUUGGCAAUGGCUUCUCUUCCCGAAAUUUUGAAGAAUCUGAGAAUUUUGCCAACAUUCAUCCCGUUUUCUCUCCUAAUAAGCUUUCUGGUGUUUCUAGAGCACAAAUUUCAGCCCCACCUGGAUUCUCUAUGCCAAGCAGGGCACCACCACCGGGUUUUUCCUCUAGCAAGAGAAUGGACCAGGCACUUGACCCCAUGACUGGGAAUCAUUUGCUUGACACAUCCUCCUUGUUGAGAAACUCAUAUCAGACGAUGCCCACUGGAAAUAUUGUUAAUACUGGUGAUAUUGAGUUUAUGGAUCCUGCAAUUUUGGCUGUGGGUGAAGGGAGACUUCAAGGUGGGCUUAUCAAUCCAGGCUUAGACAUGAGAUCAACUUUCCCUCCACAAUUAAGUGCCUUUGAAAAUGACUCCAGAUUUCAGCUAUUGAUGCAAAGCUCGCUGUCCCCGCAGCAGAACAGGAGAUUUGCUGACAUUGAUGAUAAUUUUUCACAUCGUAGCAAUUCUUAUGGCCUUUCUACAAGGCUUGCGGAUCAAUCACAAGCGAGCAACCUAUCCCCUUUUGCUGCACAGCUGUCCCUCCAACAGUCUAGAAAUGCACUUAUGUCUAAUGGCCACUGGGACAGUUGGAAUGAAGUUCAAGGUGGGAAUGGUCUGGGUAUGACAGAGCUCCUAAGAAAUGAUAGACUGGGGUAUAAUAAAUUUUAUACCGGCUAUGAAGAUUCAAAGUAUCGGAUGCCGAGCUCUGGUGAUCUUUAUAACAGGACAUUUGGGAUGUAAUUCUUGUCAGGUGAUACUUUUUGCAUGGCUGGCAGUGCUUAAACUAAACACGAAAAUAAUCUUGUGCAAUUUGGUAGCGCCAUAUUGAGGGGAUGUCACUGACUCACAAUUCAUAACCGAUCUCAACAGUCCGAUGAAGUGCCAAAAACUCCUGAAAGAUAUGGGGUCUGGCUGCGAUCGGGUCUUGUAUUCAGAAAAUUGUUGGCAGCAGAUGUGUCUACAGCCUAAGUUGCAAAAUCUGAUCUCAAAAUUUUCAAACGGAAUGAAGACUGAUUUCUUAGUAAUGGCUUGAAUGCUUGCCCAUUAUCUGGUGAACUAAGCUGUGAUUGUACAAGUCAUAUGAAAUCAUGACAUUGAUGGAUAGAAUAGAUUUUUGGUGCUGGUUGAAUGCUUCAAUUGAUCAAAAAUAGGCUGGCAGAUGCUCCAGAUGUUCCAAGAGUGUUGCUCCCAAAAUACAUAGAUGGAAUCUGAACGUCUCUCUUCUUCGACUCUAACAUUCACUGCCUUCUCAAUUCUAACAAAAUGUGAAAUUGGGGGGCGGCCGGGGCCCUCAGGGUUUCGACUUUCUAGGGACAAGAAAUGCCCCCUCAAUACAGUUCAAGAGUAUAACCAUCAUCUACUCACAUGUUUCAUUCGCAUUUUUGUUUCCCGGAUGUGUGUACAUGUCUUAAAUUAUUUUGACCUUUGCGAGACUUUCUUUUUGUCUGAAGAAAUGUUGAAAAUAUCUCUUUGAUGUA